Molecule: messenger RNA, 987 nt
Organism: Tigriopus californicus
Lineage: Eukaryota; Metazoa; Arthropoda; Copepoda; Harpacticoida; Harpacticidae
Product: serine/threonine-protein phosphatase 6 regulatory subunit 2-like
Exons: 3
Coding region: 420-842 (140 amino acids)
Cellular component (GO): nucleus; cytosol
Molecular function (GO): protein phosphatase regulator activity; protein phosphatase binding
Source: RefSeq, a predicted model, not a curated record
UAUCUCACACAACCUCCUUCUCUUGGCUGGCUGAAUGGCAAGCUGAUUGCAGAGUCACGUCCAUUCAGCCAGCCAGCCACCCGCCCUUCUCUUCCUCCUCCUCCUCCUCCUCCUCCUUACCGUACUUGUCUGCCGCCGCCAAAUACCGCCCAACACACUGACGGCCACACUGACUUACAUUUUUAUAUACCAACCAGACAUCCACUACUAUAUUUUUUAAAGCCAAUCUAGAUACUAGCUAGUCCUCUGUUGAGUGCUUGAGUGAGUGAGUGAGUGUGAGUACUCACCGCCAGUGGGAUCCUCGUCCCCCUUGUUCCAUCUUCCUUUGUCCCUUGGGGGUUCCCUUGUUCCGUUCAUUGCCCGGCCUUGCUUUGCACCUCCUCCUCCGCCUAAUUCCGGACCGGAGGCUCAUCGCCAUCAUGUUUUGGGAGUGUAACUCGGUGAGCUCGUCUCAGUUGGAGAGCUUGCUGGAGAAGGAAUCCGUGGGAUUACCCGAAAUCCUCGAGCAAGAGGACGUCAUUCAAGAAUGCAAAAAUCAGAACAAGAAACUCAUCGAUUUCUUAUGCCAGCCAGCGAUGCUGAAGGAGCUCAUCAAUUUGGUGGUGCUCGAACCCAGUGCGGCCUUGGACGAGUCGGAACGCUUCAAGUUGCCAAAUAUCGCGUCUGAGAUCCUGACCUGUGAGAAUCAAGCAUUGACGUUGCAUAUCGCCUCCGAGGAGUCGCUGCUUCAGCAUUUGUACACGUUCGUCGAUCAACCUCCGCCGCUCAAUCCGCUCCUGUCCUCGUUCUUCAGCAAAGCCUUUGCCGCACUCCUCGUCCGCAAAUCCGAUCAGGAUUGGUAAAACUACCAAGUGGGUUACCUUAAAGUGUUCGAGUUCUUGAAGACUAAACCCGUGGUGAAGGACUUCUUGCGUCACAUUGGCACGUCGUCCAUCUCAGACUUGAUUCUCACCUUAGUCACUUGCGGGGAUGACACCACCGUUCGAC